GCAUGAAAACGGUUGAAAACUUCUUGAAAGUAGUGGUUCCAUCUACUAAACUCAGUACAUCAUGGAGAACAAAUCGAGCAUCGCGAUUUUAUGCUUUUUAGGUCUGUUUGUUAUCGCUCAGGGUUUGACGUUUAAAUAUGAAGACUUGGAACAAUAUUAUAAAUGCUGGACGUAUUCGAACUGCGUUUCAGAUGAAGCCGCUCAAAAGAUUGAAGACUGCUUGAAGAUCUUGAAACCAGACGAGCUCAAAUCUACCUUCCAGUACGUUGAAGAUAAUUACUACAAAUACAAAAAUGAUGACCUUCCUGAUGCAGUAAAAGAAUACUGCAAUGAUUAUGAUGAUGAAACAAAGCAUGAUGCCUAUGAUAAAACAUUGAAUGGUGUUCUUACUUAUGAGAAGAAACUCUGUGGCGAAGACAAGGCAGGAGAAUGCUCAAGACUUGGACAAACAAUAGGAUGCGUUUUCUCAUAUUUGGACGUGUUGAAGCAAGAAGGCAAAUGCAAGACAGAUAACUGAGUUUUCAGAAAUGCCUUCAACUCUUAUAAAAAAUAUAUAAGAGUGCAUAUUUUUCUUGAAAUAAAUCAAUUGAUUGUUUA
Molecule: messenger RNA, 597 nt
Organism: Argiope bruennichi
Lineage: Eukaryota; Metazoa; Arthropoda; Arachnida; Araneae; Araneidae
Exons: 6
Coding region: 62-517 (151 amino acids)
Source: RefSeq, a predicted model, not a curated record